This is a messenger RNA of Erythranthe guttata (spotted monkey flower), 738 nucleotides long. NCBI's taxonomy places the organism in Eukaryota, Viridiplantae, Streptophyta, Magnoliopsida, Lamiales, Phrymaceae. The record is from RefSeq and is a predicted model, not a curated record.
AUGGGUCCCAGAAAGUGCCACAUCCCCACUCUCGAGGAGCUAAAAGGGCCGUUAUUUGAACAUGCAUUAAAAGAAGUGACUAAAUAUAUCGACGACGCUAGAAAUUCGUGGGCGCACACAGGAUGCACUAUCUUGCUCGAUGAAUGGAAAGGUGAAACGGGAAGGGAUUUCGUCAAUGUUUUAGUUGACUCCCCGAGAGGAACCGUUUAUCUCAGCACAUACGAUAUUUCCGAUUAUAUUGGAAAAAUUGACAAAAUGAAAAUGUUAUUCGAAAAAGUCUUGAGUGAAGUUGGGGUUGAGAAUGUGGUUCAAGUUAUUACAUCCUCGAAUUCUAUUUUUACCAAGGAAGUGGCGAAUGAAUUGUCGGAGAAAUACCGACAAAUAUUUUGGUCGGUGAGCGGGUCUUUCUGCAUUCAACUCAUGCUGGAGAAAUUGUUGGAAAUGGACGUCAUCAAAGAAAUCAUGGAGAAGGCGAAAAUAUUUACGAGGUUUAUUUACAGAAACCCUAACGCGCUCAAGUAUCUGAAGGAGAAAACGGACGGUCAUGAUUUAUUUCAGCAGAGUUCGAAGAUCAAGUCAACGCAGCCUUUCCUAACCCUCGAGAAUAUCGUCUUGGAGAAAAGAAUAUUGACCAAAAUGUUUCGAUCUCCCAUUUUUUUGAAAAACGAGGGUUGGGAUGAAGUAUAUGAUUUGGUGAGUGAUGAAUCUUUUUGGAAGGGGGCAUCGGAUGUGCUCUAA